Molecule: messenger RNA, 675 nt
Organism: Asterias rubens (European starfish)
Lineage: Eukaryota; Metazoa; Echinodermata; Asteroidea; Forcipulatida; Asteriidae
Product: anionic trypsin-2-like
Exons: 5
Coding region: 1-675 (224 amino acids)
Biological process (GO): proteolysis
Molecular function (GO): serine-type endopeptidase activity
Source: RefSeq, a predicted model, not a curated record
AUGUCGUCAUCUGGAUAUAAUUAUGUCAGGAUCUCAACAUGUCGGAUGGCACUUCCAGAGCUCCCUGUGCUGAUCCCAAACUGUUUGGCUUCCCUCAUCGUGGGUGGACAUGAGUCUGUCCCGCACAGCCGACCCUACCAGGUGGCCCUUAUGGACGAACAGAAACGCCAAUACUGUGGUGGUACUUUGGUUAACAAGUGGUGGGUUGUCACCGCUGCGCACUGCUCCCGUGACAGUGGUCCGUGGGUUGGUCUUGGAUAUCAUGCCAUUGAUCAGUACGAUGGUCCAAAUCAGCAGGUUGUUUACGGUAAUUGGAUAAGUCAUAAAGAUUUUGAUGCUGGUACCAUGAAUAACGACAUCGCCCUGAUUCAACUGCACACACCCGUCUCUAUGAACAGCGACGUUCAAGCCAUCAGUAUCAGUUCCAACGAGCCAAAGAAGGGAUUGAAACUACUCGUUAGCGGCUGGGGAAACCUUGACCUAUUAGGUGACAGCGGUGGACCAAUCGUCAGUAACUGCGCCGCGGACUCCCAUCAGGCUGGUGUACUGCUUGAGGGUAUUAUGAGCUGGGGCAGGGGCUGCGCAGAGGCCGCACAUCCUGGAGUCUACACAAAGAUAUCAAACUAUUGUGACUGGAUGAAACAUUUCUCCAACGACGAAAUUGUAUGUGUGUAA